AUGGCAAUGUUGUUUCAAUCGAAAUAUGCUGGGUUGAAGCAAGGAGUUAGUAGUUCUUAUGAAGCAGUACAGACUGUACAAUCUGAUAUUGACUUCCAGGAAUUUUGCUUGCAAGUGUUAUUAGAGUGCGUGAGCAAGGACAGGCCGGCCCUUUUACAGGUUUAUUUGUCAUUAUACACUACAAUUGGGUAUAUGGCGGAUGAGAUUACUAGUGAUAUUUCCUUUUUAGGCGACUCACUCUUCCUCUCUAGUUUAAAGCUUGCACUGGCCUACAAUGAAGCUUUGCUAAAUGGAAGGAUUUUAACUUCAAGAGGGAGCAUUGUUCUAGCUAUUUUCCUAGGUUCACUCAGAAAGCGGGUGGAAGAGAUUCUGAAUUGCUUUGCAGGAUUGGAAAAUCAUUUCUCCAAUUAUUUGAAGUCAGGGAGAUGGCCAAGUGAAAUAUCGGACGAGGGGAAGCCGUCAACACUUCUUUCUUGGUAUCUCCAGUGGUACAGCAUACCUACACCAACUGUUAUCAAGACAGCACUGGAAAAAAUCAAGCCUAUACGCACAACCACAUCGGUUCCUUUGUUGCGUCUGUUACUCCCUGGAACUCACAUCAGUGCAAUUGAUGAGAUCAAUAAACUCUUCUUGUCUUCCGAGGUCAAUGGUUGA
This is a messenger RNA of Ilex paraguariensis (yerba mate), 654 nucleotides long. NCBI's taxonomy places the organism in Eukaryota, Viridiplantae, Streptophyta, Magnoliopsida, Aquifoliales, Aquifoliaceae. The record is from the annotation of a GenBank genome assembly.